This is a messenger RNA of Panicum virgatum (switchgrass), 456 nucleotides long. RefSeq lists its product as uncharacterized. The record is from RefSeq and is a predicted model, not a curated record. The coding region runs from base 13 to 456 and encodes 147 amino acids. The transcript has 4 exons. Lineage: Eukaryota; Viridiplantae; Streptophyta; Magnoliopsida; Poales; Poaceae.
GCUUUCCUCUCCAUGCAGGAUAAAAGAUCCAUACUUCUUUCAUACAAUUGCUUUUAUCAUCAUGUCCUACUCGAUAUCAGCCUUAGCGAUAGUCGAAUCGAGGUUUCUGACUCACGAAAGAGGCCAUUAUCACUAAUCCAGCCCGUCAUUGAUGUCCUCAACAAGGCCUUCGCUAAGUACCGUAAGAAAAGCAAAAUCCAUAGACCUUUUUGGGGAGACUUCACUGUAGAAGAGGCUAAAUACAUCCUCAAGCAGCCUCCGGGCAACGAUCACUUUGGGUUCUAUGUAAUGCAUUACAUGCACUGCUACACCGGCGAUUGCAGUAGCGCCGAAAUGAACACUGAGUUGGAUUCAGGUGAAUUGCUCAUGGGCGAGCUAGUAGCACUUCAAGAAGAACUAGCCGGAUGGCUUGUGGACUACGUGGUGAAGCCAGGAUCUGAGUACAGCAUAAUCUAG